UUUCUUCGUAUCUGCCUCCUGGUUUACGCCGGCACUAUAACGCGAUCAGUGUCUGCGCCACCAUCCAUUCAGUUAAACAAUCGUCUCCAAUCUCCUUUCUCAGCUGCGAUUAAGUUUCUUCAAGUCCUUCCCCGCUAUCUUUGGAUAUUAGCUUUCAGCUUUCAGCUUUCAGUUUUCAGUUUUCACAUUUAUUUCCUAAGUGCUUUCAGCUUUUGAAAUGAUGAUGCUGGUGGACUGCUCAAACUGCCGCAUUCCGCUGCAGCUCCCGCCGGGGGCCCGGGCAAUCCGCUGCUCGGUCUGUCACGCCGUCACCCGGAUCGCGGAUCCCCGGGCUGUCCCUACGCCGGCGUACUCGUCUACCCAAAGCCACCACGCUGUGCCGCCGGCUCCUCCGGUUCCGUCUCCGUACGGGCAGAUGCCGGCGGGGCAGCCGGCGGGGGUCCACGGCAGGAAGAAGGCGUUGGUGUGCGGCGUGUCGUACACCAGCUCGCGGUAUGAGCUGAAGGGGUGUGUGAACGAUGCCAAGUGUAUGAAGUAUUUGCUGGUGAAUCGGUUCAAGUUUCCCGAGGCUUCCGUUCUCAUGCUUACUGAAGAAGAAAUCGAUCCUUACAAGAAGCCAACCAAACACAACAUGAGAAUGGCAAUGUUUUGGCUAGUACAAGGGUGUCAACCAGGAGACUCCCUGGUGUUCCAUUUUUCUGGUCAUGGUUCGCAACAGAGAAACUACACUGGAGAUGAGGUAGAUGGAUAUGAUGAGACACUUUGCCCCUUGGACUUUGAAACUCAGGGAAUGAUUGUCGAUGAUGAAAUCAAUGCAGCAAUUGUUAGGCCUCUUCCUCAUGGAGUUAAGCUUCAUGCAAUCAUUGAUGCAUGCCAUAGUGGCACUGUGUUAGAUUUACCAUUCCUCUGUAGAAUGAACAGGAGCGGACAGUAUAUAUGGGAGGACCAUCGCCCCCCAUCAGGUAUAUGGAAAGGAACAAGUGGUGGGGAGGUCAUUUCCUUUAGCGGCUGUGAUGAUAAUCAAACCUCUGCUGAUACGUCGGCUCUAUCAAAGAUCACUUCAACAGGUGCAAUGACUUAUUCUUUCAUCCAAGCAAUAGAGGUUGGAAAUGCAACUACAUAUGGGAACAUGCUAAAUUCAAUGCGAUCAACCAUCCGUAAUACAGACAAUCUUGGGGGUGGUGUUGUGACAUCUCUUCUCACCAUGCUUUUGACAGGACAGAGUCUUAGUGGUGGGUUGAGGCAGGAACCACAACUAACUGCCAACGAACCAUUUGACGUGUACUCAAAGCCUUUCAUCCUCUGAUUGAGAGAGCUCAAUUGCUCAAUGCUCCAUCCUGUGGCUUGUUUAAGUGUACAGUUGCUGAGAAAAGCCAUUGCCCACAAUCCUUUCUGUCAGUAAACUAUUGUUGUAUCUUCUUGCAAUCAUGGGAAACAUUAGGCAUGGCUUUGGAAUUCCCCUUCCUAAUAUGAUUGUCAGCUUGAGUUAUUUUCUUGCAGAUCAUAUGUUCUGAUACCAGGUUAUAUAUCAUGAGGCUAAGCUAAGAUUUGAUCUACUUCCAACUUAGUUCUUGUCAGGAAAUCAACUAGAUAGUUUUUA
Vitis riparia (riverbank grape) is the source of this 1600-nucleotide messenger RNA. RefSeq names its product metacaspase-1-like. Gene Ontology annotation, molecular function: cysteine-type endopeptidase activity. The record is from RefSeq and is a predicted model, not a curated record. The transcript is spliced from 5 exons. Bases 218 to 1306 code for a protein of 362 amino acids. NCBI's taxonomy places the organism in Eukaryota, Viridiplantae, Streptophyta, Magnoliopsida, Vitales, Vitaceae. Gene Ontology annotation, biological process: proteolysis.